AUGAAUCCAAAGUUCUGGCUGGCAACCAUGUUUGUGAUGUCCCGGAUUGGUGUACUCAACGCCAACAGACAGUGCCAUUUAAUGGAAAGCUCCAUUUUCGGAAUGUACCUGAAAGGUCACGUGUUUAAAACGUAUCGCGAUCAGUUGCCUAGAGAGUGUUAUUUCCGGUGUGAGGAAGAAGUCACGUGUCAGAGUUUCAAUGUCGUCAUUGGGCAAAACAUCUGUGAACUGAACAAUCGUACAAAGGAAGCAAGACCGGAAGAUUUUAUGCCGGAUCAGAGAAGAUUUUACGUGAAGCGUUUUAGAAGCAGAGGUACUCUUUACGUUCCCUCUCUUAACUUUUUGCAUUUGCAUUUCUGGGCAAACUUGUUCUUUAAAUUUUUUAUUCACGAUUUAAGAAAACGCAGAGAAACAAAAUUUAUAGACUCAGAUGUGUUCCUAUGCCGAGCCUUUUGAUGAUUCAAUUUCGGGGAUUGUUUCAAUAUUGGUAAAGUAUUUCAAAAUACAGAGACAAGUCAAAAUUAAAGAAAGGACGUUUUGGAAUCAUCGUCUCAUCAACGUCAUCGUGGGAGGAUUAACAAUUGGUUCAUACGUCAGCGUGUGUUCAUCGAGAUAUGCAGCACGCGGUAAGUUUGGAGAGCACGAAAGAUGCGUAAGAGUCGCUCUCGGCUACGCCUCGAGCAACUCUUACACAUCUUUCGUGCUCUCCAAACUUACCGCGUGCUGCAUAUCUCGAUGAUCGCACAACUGACGUAUGAACUAAUUGCUUUAUAACGUUUUCAAUCCGAUGGAAAAAUUUUUUUCUUGAGGGAUUUGUUUGCUGACGUCAUGAGCGUGCAUAAUAGGAAUAUGAAGCAUGCUCGCGCAAUUGAAUUUGAUUAGACAAAUUUACUAGCAAUGUUAUAAUAAUACUUGACUUAAUUAUGAAGUUAAGCAACUCUUUUCCUUAGUCACCUUGAAAAUGGUGUAAUGAUGAUACCGAAAUGUUGGCUUUUUUCGCUGCGUUAUUGUUGCUGUAUUCCAUCUCAUUUCUUAGUCUAGAUCUGAUAGAAUUAGCACAGUUUUUAUUUCUUUCUGCUUUUACGCAAGCAGGAAAGGUAGGAGGUUUUUUUCCUCUCCUGUCGCAUCAGGGGGUAUCGAACUGCAAGAUGGUGUAAACUUCUUACAUGAAAUUCCGUUUUUCUGACGUAGUUCCCCUCGGAUCUACCAAAGAACUUCCAGCGGAAACCUGUAGUGAGAUUGAAGCGAGUGAAGGGAACCAGAUGGCUGACGGGAAAUACUGGAUUUACUCUAAACAGAAUAGCAAGGUCAUCGAAGCUUAUUGUAAAGGUAAAUUGUGUAACUAAAUUAUUCAUUCAUCACCCCCCUUGACGUGUUCUCCUAACCCGACUUGUUUUUUUAAACCUACCAAAAUAACAUCUCGUCGCAGUGUAAAAAGGGAAAUUAUAGUACAAGAGGGGUUUGUUUUCAGUGAUUCCAAUAGAACUGUAAACUCGGAGAAGAAGAUUAGUCAAUGACGUGAAUUGUUCUUUUUCUUUUUUUACAAAAUUGUUUUAGUGGCGUAUGGGAAUAGAUUGAAACAACUAUUCAGAUCACGACGCCGAGAAGGACAAUGUUUUAACUUUUUUAUCAUUGGAAUUUUCCUGCAAAUGGCUGUUAGUUACCAUUCGAAAUGCAUCGACUGACUAGCUAUUUUUUUUAUUAAUAAAGUUUAAUUAACUUUCAAAACUAUCUACCUAUCCUAUUGCUAUAUCUUAGGGAGCUGGCAAAAGAUAAAUUGUGAAGAACCCGUCUGCUUUGAAGCCAAAGAUAAUCAGUAUGGUUCCUUCAACAUGACAAAGAGUGGACGAGUGAAGACAAUGAAGCUUAUUUACAGGUCAGGGUCGGUGCGCUGCAACUAUGAAACUAAUUCAUCCUACUGGGGCUGCACUUACCCAGCGUAUGAAGAAAAUUUGAUGACAAUCAUCACAGAUGCAAAUAAGAAGGCCAUUCUGCCCCCCGCCGAAGACUUGAAAGCUUAUUCUGAUAACAGAGAAUACUUGUACAGUCUUCCUGGAUAUCACCAUAAUUCAAAUGAGCUGGUUUUUCGCAACCUCGUCAAUCCGUUGUCUGUCUCGAGCUACCAAGAGAUGCAGAUAUGGUACGGACAGGAUUGGAUGGACCACUCAGAGGAAAACAACAGCGGUAAAACUUGUAUUGAUGUGUAUGCAUGGUAUGAGUGA
Molecule: messenger RNA, 2222 nt
Organism: Pocillopora meandrina
Lineage: Eukaryota; Metazoa; Cnidaria; Anthozoa; Scleractinia; Pocilloporidae
Source: the annotation of a GenBank genome assembly